GGACCAAUGGCGUUCUCUGUGGUCCUUCAUCAAGCCUUUCUCCUGGCAGUGCUGUCCCUGAGGACAUCCCGAAGUGAAGUCUUGGGGGAGCCUUUACUGUUGACUCCUGAGAUACAUGCAGUUUCUAUUCAAUUUAAACAUCAAGAAGUGAAUUUAGAAUGGACUGUCCCAGCUCUUACUCAUCAAAAAUUAAACAUGAUAUUUCAAAUAGAGAUCAGUAGGCUGAAAACAUCCAACAUCAUCUGGGUGGAGAAUUAUACCGCCACUGUGAAGCAGGAAGAAGCUGUGAGUUGGAACUGGAUAUCUGAUAUCCCCUUGCAGUGUGUCACACAUUUCAUUAGAAUAAGGGCUCUGGUAGAUGAUGCCAAGUCCCCUCCACAGAGUUCCUGGGGCAACUGGAGUUCCUGGAAAGAAGUUAGUGCACACAUUUCAGUUGACCCUGAUAAAAUAUUAUUAUUUCCUGAAGACAAACUGUUGGAAGAAGGCUCCAAUGUCACCCUCUGUGUGAUGUAUGGGAAGAAUCUAUAUAAUGUAUCCUGUAAGUUGCAAGAAGAGCCAAUCCAUGGAGAACAACUUGAUUCACACGUGUCAUUAUUAAAAUUGAAUAAUGUAGUUUUCCUUAGCGACACAGGGACAAACAUCAAUUGUCAAGCCAUGAAUGGUACUAAAAAUCCAUUUGGUACUGUUCUCUUUGUUUCAAAAGUACUUGAAGAACCCAAGAAUUUUUCCUGUGAAACCCAAGACUUUAAGACUUUGGACUGUUCAUGGGAACCUGGGAUAGAUACGACUUUUUCUUGGUUUCAUCAACGUUUCCAAAACUACACUUUAUGUGAAUCGUUCUCUGAGAGAUGUGAAGUUUCUAACCACAGAAACUCCUAUACCUGGCAAAUCACUGAGGACUCACAGGAAACAUAUAACUUCACUCUCACAGCUGAAAACAAACUAAGGAAAAGAAGUGUCAACAUCAGUUUUAACCUGACCCAUAGAGUUCAUCCAAAGGCUCCCCAUGACGUCACCCUUAAAACUGUAGAUGCUACAAAAGCCAACAUGACUUGGAAGGUUCACUCCCGUGGAAACAACUACACAUUUUUGUGUCAGGUUGAACUCCAAUAUGAAGGAGAUGUGAUACAUGAGCGCAACGUUUCUGUUCACAUGAACGCAAACUACCUCUUCAGUGAUCUGAAGCCAGACACAGAGUACAAGGCUUUUGUGCGCUGUGCGGAUGCCAACCACUUCUGGAAAUGGAGUGACUGGACGCAAGAAGACUUCAGCACACCCGAGGCUGCCCCCUCACAGGCUCUUGAUGUGUGGAGACAAGUGUGGGCAGAGAAUGGGAGACAAGCUGUGACCUUAUUCUGGAAGCCACUAUUAAAAUCACAGGCCAAUGGCAAAAUCAUAUCCUAUAACAUAGUUGUAGAAAAUGAAGCCAAACCAACUGAAUCAGAACACUACUCUGUUCCGGCACCAGCCCUUAGCACAAACCUGAGUCUUGACCUGCAUCCUUACAAGAUUCACAUCACAGCCAACAACAGUGCGGGGGCAUCUCCUGAGUCCUUGAUGGUCCUUUCUAAAGAUUCUGGACAUGAAGAGGUCCAGGAAAAAACAAUUAAAGGUAUGAAGGAUGCAUUCAGUAUUUCUUGGGAGCCUGUAUCUGGAGACACGACAGGCUAUGUUGUGGACUGGUGUGCACAUUCUCAGGACCAGCACUGUGAUUUGCAAUGGAAGAAGCUAGGUCCCAAUACCACAAGCACCAUCAUCACCUCAGAUGCUUUUAAACCAGGGGUGCGUUACAACUUCAGAAUUUUUGAAAGAUCUGUGGAACAGAAUGCUCGGUUAAUAGAGAAGCAAAGAGGAUACACCCAGGAACUGGCUCCUUUGGUGAAUCCAGAAGUGAGGAUUGAUAACUUGACCCCUAACUCCCUCGUUUUAAACUGGUCACACUACACCAGUGACUUCCAGUCUGGUUUUAUAAAAGGGUACCACGUGUAUUUGAAAUCCAAGGAGCUGCAGUGCAACCAAAACUGGGAAAGGAUUCUUCUUCUUCCAGAUAAUUCAGUGAUCUGUAAAUAUGACAUCAAUGGCUCAGAGACAAAGACACUCACCGUGGAAAAUCUUCGGCCGGAGUCCCUCUAUGAGUUUUUUGUCACUCCAUAUACCAGCGCCGGCCAGGGACCCAAUGAAACGUUCACAAAGGUCACAACUCCAGAUGCACGCUCCCAUAUGCUGCUGCCGAUCUUACUUCCCAUGACCCUCGGUGUCUUGCUCAGCAUCAUUGUGUGUUACUGGAAAAGUCAGUGGGUGAAGGAGAAGUGCUAUCCUGAGAUUCCCAAUCCGUACAAGAGCAGCAUCCUGUCACUCAUAAAAUCCAAGAAGAAUCCUCACUUAAUAAUGAACGUCAAAGACUGCAUUCCAGAUGUCCUUGAAGUUAUAAACAAAGCAGAAGGCAGCAAGACACAGUGUGUGGGCUCUGGGAAACUUCACACGGAAGAUAUACCCACUAAGCCUCCAUCCAUGCCAAUGGAAAAGGAUUCCUCUAGCCCUGUGCCCUGUGUAUUCUUUGAGAAUUUUACUUAUGAUCAGUCAGCUUUUGACUCCAAUUCCCAUGGCCUCAUUCCAGGACCCCUAAAAGACACACCACACCAACUCAGACUAUUGGCUCCACCUAACAAGUUACAGAAUGUAUUAGAAAACGACUACAUGAAGUCCCUGGUCGAAAGUCCGACUGAAGAAACUAGCUUGAUUUAUGUGUCCCAGCUGGCUUCACCCAUGUGUGGAGACAAGGACAGGCUUGCCACGAAUCCACCCACACCAGUGCAUGGUUCAGAGUAUAAAAGGCAAAUGGCAGUUCCAGGGAGCCUCAUAUCACCUUCUCUGAUGGAAAAUAACAGCUUGACCUCAAUGAUCCUAGUAGGCCAAGGUGAACAGUAAACAGCAAGCAGCACAAAUGCACACCAUACACUACAGGCACUUUGGGGGAUGUAGCUGGUACCAUGCCAACACCACGUGCCCUGGACUUUGGUUCUGGGGCACUCAUUGUCUGCAGUGCUGAUUUAUGAACGAUCACUACAGACCAACAGACUGAAGACCAGAACUAUACAAUAUGAUAUUCAUCCUGAAGGCUUCCUUAGAAAUGGCAGGAUCCUGGAGCAUGUUGACCUUGUUAAUUUUUUGUUCCAGGCUCACCCUUAUUGCAGUAACCCUGAGCUUGACACAGGGUAUACAAGAGUCAUUUCACAGAGCCUACCUCCUCCUAACUGCACAACUCGGCUAUGGUCCUAGGAUUUUGGUUUGCAGUGAGAAAACAUCUUCAUGUAAACUUCAUCUCACACUUAAUAUUUUAAGGGCAAAACAAGUGGAUCAGAUGUUUUGAUUAAUGCCACAAGAGAUUACUUUCAUUAUGUAGAUUUAUCACUUUUUAUAGAAAGGUUACAAACUAGAUUUUGGCCGUAUCUUAAAGUGAGAACUUGUAGUCACUGAUAAAGUAAAAAGAACUCUUUUUGUGCCUACACUGAAACUAGCUAGUAAGAUGUGCAAAUGGACAGGAGAUUCUUCACAGGCCUCCUGACUGUUUUACUGCAGUAAAACAGGAUUGAUUGCAAAAAACUCCAGACUUGCUAUCCAGGUGACUGAAACCUGUUCAACGGACUCCAGUCUUCCUCUUUUGUUUUUGACUACCUCAGAACAGAAAAAAAAAAAAAAAAAAGGACAUUUCAUUGAGUGAUGCCUUUUAUAUAUAAUAUACCCCACACAAAGCUGAGUCUAGAUGACCUAUUUCAUGAGCUAAUCUCUGCUCUUUGCAUGCUUGGUUGUCUGGUUCAUGAGGAUUCUGUCUCACAUUCCUGUCAUGCUAAAAUACUAAAGCCCCAGUACUGGGUAUAAUUUAGCUAGAACUUUAAACUGUAGAGGUCAGUUGUGUUGGCCCCAAAGCAUGUCUUUUGACAAAAUACACUUGGUCCUAUCUGUGGGUUCCACCUCAAGAUUCAACCAACCUCAGAAAGAAUAUAUUCAAGAAAAACCAAUUGUCUGUACUAAACUCACAGAUUUUUCUUGUUAUUCCUUAAAUAAGGUAUUAAUAAUUUCCUUAGCACUUACACAAAUCAAGUACUAGGCACGGCAGGGAGGAAUGCCCACUGCAUACAAUGCUAUUUUUAGGUAAGGCCUGAACUCCUGCCUAUCUUGGUAACAGCACAGCUCCUGUAAUCAACUCCUGGAAAGUGCCGUAGAGGAAUGACUAUACGUAACAGCUGAACACAUACGUUGGUUCCUUCCUCUUAAUGCUUGUCACAUUGCAGAACAAGGUAGAGAGGUGUCCCUUUUGUCUUGUUAGCUAAGUGUCGUAGCAAUGAUGACUUUGUGCACACAUGCAGCUGUUAAGCGCUAUAGCAUGUGUUACAGCAUGUGGCCAUAGAUCAUAAUAAAAGCAACCACAGAUGUUCUACACAAGCUGUUCAAUCUUCUCUUUACAUGCCAAGCCUUUGCUAGAAAACAUGGCUACAACUUAAACUAGGACCAGGCAGUAUCUUGAAUAGUCUGGAUGGGAAAAGACUUUGCUCAGUAUUGCAAAUACUCUGUUUACAUUUUCCUGUCAAUGGAUUUCUCACUGGAAACUUGCACCCAGAAAUAUUAAUGACAUUGAUUUGUGAUUUUUUUUUCAUUUCAAUUUUGUUUAAAAAACAAUCUACACAACACUAGUUAUUUUUUGCUUUUUUUCAAUAAAGUCCAAGUUAAAACAUUUCACGAA
Messenger RNA from Grammomys surdaster, 4741 nucleotides. It is a transcript of the gene Osmr, whose product is annotated as oncostatin M receptor. Gene Ontology annotation, molecular function: cytokine binding; leukemia inhibitory factor receptor activity; oncostatin-M receptor activity. Gene Ontology annotation, cellular component: membrane; external side of plasma membrane; signaling receptor complex. Bases 7 to 2928 code for a protein of 973 amino acids. The transcript has 17 exons. The record is from RefSeq and is a predicted model, not a curated record. Lineage: Eukaryota; Metazoa; Chordata; Mammalia; Rodentia; Muridae. Gene Ontology annotation, biological process: positive regulation of cell population proliferation; cytokine-mediated signaling pathway.